GUUGAUGACUGAAGCAGCCAGGCAGAGGGCCACUGUGAGGAAAAUGAAGAUUCUGUCUCAUCAGAACGCCAUACUACAGAUGCUGAAUCGGGUCAAUCUGUGCCUGAUGGAAAUAUACAACAUGAUGAUGGAUGCCAUUAUCUCUACAAGAGAUGAAAAUUCAUCCGAAAUAACACCAGUCACUACGCCACUCCAAUCAAGACCACCGAAAAGGAGUUCACAGGUUUCAUUACAGCAAGCCGACUUGACAAAUAAGGUUCUACUGUCAGUAAAUGAGCAUUUCACGCGUCCAAAAGUACAAGAAGAUCGUUUUGAUAUUUUCGGGAAAAACGUUGCGAUGAAAUUACAAGAUCUCCCUAUGCAACAGAGACUCCUAGCUGAGAGGAUCAUAAACGCAGCACUAUUUGAAGCCGAAAUGGGCACUUUGACUACCUCACACAAGUUUAUUCUUCCACCUCAACGCCUGUUCCAUACAAUGACUCCCAGUCCCCAGCAGAAUGAACGUCAGCAUUACCCUCAGUUUGAUUUAGCAACACCUAUUCACAGUACUCCAACCUGUCCUAGUCCAACUUUUCCCACACAGACAACGUCCCAUUCACUUGGCCCUUCACACAGCUCAACGCAGCAUUACCAGCAUCAAGCACACCCAUAUCCCUCACCACAAAUUCCCAGCUCAGUACAACACGAACACCCACCAUGCCCUCAAUUGGCGGGAGUUCACAGUGACACAGUUGCAUCCAUAUCAGCACACUCACCAUCAGCAGCUUCAUAUCUAUCUAAUUUAAGUGGCGAUGAUCUGUAAAGUCUUUUUACUUGUAAUGUUCCAUUUGAUUGCUUUUGAUUAUACAAUAAAGUAUAGCUUAAUGAAGUAAA
This is a messenger RNA of Cryptotermes secundus, 873 nucleotides long. RefSeq lists its product as uncharacterized. NCBI's taxonomy places the organism in Eukaryota, Metazoa, Arthropoda, Insecta, Blattodea, Kalotermitidae. The record is from RefSeq and is a predicted model, not a curated record. Bases 5 to 802 code for a protein of 265 amino acids. The transcript is spliced from 2 exons.